AUUCAUCUUCACUACUCAAGAAGAGCUUCAAAAGUAAAACUUAGCAAAAAAACCAAAUCUCAAUUAAGCAAACAAGAAUCAUAUUUUAGAAGAAAAUGGCAGCAAAACAAGGGUUAGGCUUUGAGAUCACAGAACUGAGGUUGGGUCUUCCCGGAGCUUCUUCUCCAGUGGAGAUCAAGAACAAAAAAAGGGUAUUUACUGAUAUCAAUGAAGACGAAGAAAACAACUCGGCAAUCACCAAUGACCUGAAGAGAAUCAAGCAAAGUAAGCAUGCUCCUCAAGUUGUGGGUUGGCCUCCGGUUUGCUCAUAUAGAAAGAAAUACAACAACAGCAAGCCUGAGGAUAACAAGCAAGGGGCAUUUUCCAUUACCGACGCCGAUGAAGAAAACAGUUCAUCGACGGUGACCGAAGAUUAUUCAAGAAAAGUACAGAACAAUAAGGCUACUAGUAAUCAAGUUGUGGGGUGGCCACCAGUUUGUUCAUACAGAAAGAAGAACAACAACAAUGGGUCGAGUGCAGUUGUCGACAAUCCAGCUGCUAAAUUGAACGUAAAAAUUUCAAUGGAUGGUGCACCAUAUCUUCGAAAGAUCGAUUUGAAUGUUUACAAAGGAUAUUCAGAACUUGCCAUGGCAUUCGAGAAGUUAUUCGGGUGUUUCGGAAUGGGUAAAGAUUCUGAAUAUAUCGCAAUAUACGAAGAUAAAGAUGGAGAUUGGAUGCUUGUAGGGGAUGGUCCUUACAAAAUGUUUACUCAAUCAUGCAAAAGGUUGAGGAUUAUGAAGAGAUCGGAAGCAAAAGGCUUCGGAUUAACGUUGUGACGGGUUUUCAUUUAUGCAAAUUAUGAGUUUGAUUCAUUAGCUGAGGCGAUGUGCCCGCUGAUAAUUAAGCUCACAAGGGAAAUAACCACUACUUAGGAAAAACAACAUCUUCAUAACUAUGUGUAUACAACUAUAUAUUGAUGUAUUUAUACUUGUUGGUUAAACUUCAACAUAGAAGUCACUAACAAGCUGGUUAGGAUAAGAUUAGGAAAUUGAUGUAAUCCUAAGGGAAUUUGUUGGAACAAAGAAGAAUAUUUGGUUUCUCUAUUUA
Papaver somniferum (opium poppy) is the source of this 1086-nucleotide messenger RNA. Its product is annotated as auxin-induced protein IAA6-like. The transcript has a single exon. Gene Ontology annotation, cellular component: nucleus. The record is from RefSeq and is a predicted model, not a curated record. Gene Ontology annotation, biological process: regulation of DNA-templated transcription. Lineage: Eukaryota; Viridiplantae; Streptophyta; Magnoliopsida; Ranunculales; Papaveraceae. Gene Ontology annotation, molecular function: protein binding. Bases 96 to 815 code for a protein of 239 amino acids.